Corylus avellana is the source of this 1567-nucleotide messenger RNA. RefSeq names its product dof zinc finger protein DOF3.6. Gene Ontology annotation, molecular function: DNA-binding transcription factor activity; DNA binding. The record is from RefSeq and is a predicted model, not a curated record. Gene Ontology annotation, biological process: regulation of DNA-templated transcription. NCBI's taxonomy places the organism in Eukaryota, Viridiplantae, Streptophyta, Magnoliopsida, Fagales, Betulaceae.
CAAAAAGAGAUGAGAAUGAGAGAAUAAGAGCAAAGUAAACAAAAGCCUCUCUUAGCUUUCCUCCUCCUCUCCCUCUUUAAUCUCUUUUUGCUUUCUUUCUCGCCUCUGGUAUUCCCUUGGUGCGAUUCUCCACCAUAUUUUCCAAAAGACCCAUCAAACUUUAUAAAAGAAAAGAAAAAAAAAAGAUCAAAAACCAUGGUUUUCUCAUCUGUUCCAGUCUAUUUAGAUACUCACAAUUGGCAGCAGCAACCAAAUCAUCAACAAGGAAGUGAUGACAAUCAAAACCCACUCCUCCCACCACCCCACCAUGCUGGCGGCGGUGGUGCCGGCACGAUCAGGCCCGGUUCGAUGGCUGAUCGAGCCAGGUUAGCCAAGAUACCCCAGCCGGAGACAGCUCUCAAGUGUCCCCGCUGUGAUUCCUCCAAUACCAAGUUUUGCUACUUCAAUAAUUAUAGCCUAACUCAGCCCCGUCACUUCUGCAAGACAUGUCGCCGUUACUGGACUAGAGGGGGUGCUCUUCGGAAUGUUCCGGUGGGUGGGGGUUGCCGCAAAAACAAGAAGAACAAAAGCAACCGGAAUAAAUCUCCGGCCACCUCGACUGAGAGACAAAUGGGUCUCAACUCUAGCAGUGCAAUUCCCUCUGCCUCUACCUUAGAGACAAAUGUUGGUUUUUUGCCUCAGCAACCUCCUCAAUUACCCUUCAUGGCCUCUUUACAGAAUCUUAGCAGGUAUGGUGUGGGAAAUAUUGGCUUAAAUUUCAGUGACAUUGAUGUCAGAAACAUGCCGUCAUCUGAUGUCAGAAAUUCUAGAUAUGACCUUUUUAUUAAGAAUGGUCUCGUUGAAAACCACCCUGACACCCAAGCGCAGACGGAUCUGGUCGGGUAUCCGAUUGGAAGCGGUUCAGGCGGAGGAGCGGAGCAGUGGCGUUUGCAGCAAUUCCCUUUCAUGGGUGGCUUUGAGUCAUCCCCAGCUUUAUACUCAAUUCAAAGUGAAGGAGUUGAAGUAGCUUCUCCUAUAGUUGGAGAUACUGAGCUUAGGACUAUGACUUCAAAUUCUAGGGUUUCUCAGCUGCCUCCAGGGAUGAAAAUGGAAGAAAGACAAGGGCAAAAUUUGUCAGGUCUCAACUGGGGAGGAAAUGCAUGGACAGAUUUAUCAGGGUGCAGGUUGGAUAAAGCAAGGGUGCCGUGGCCCGUGGUGGUCCACUCUACUGAAAGAGCAGGUGACACAAAGGCCCAGAAGAUGGGGUGACUGCAUCUGCAUGUCCUAAAGAAACCCCUGGAAGCAGAAGUUUGCAGUCUGCCACAAGCCACUGCUCUCCUCCUUUCUUCCACAAAUUAAAGCAGGUGUACGUGAGCUGGCAAACAAUAUUUCAUAGGCGCACCAAGACAAAAAGUCUGUUAAUUAGGCACCAUUUGCAAUAAUUUUUUGUUAUUUUUGCCUCUUGCAUAAGCAUAAGCUAGAUUGGACACUGUCAAGUUGGCAAUAUGCUAAUUUUCUUUGUUUUUGAAAAUGUGGGCACUCCAGGCUCACUUGGUUACCUGAUCUAGAAAAGUAGGAAAAUGGAGAA